Messenger RNA from Chiloscyllium plagiosum (whitespotted bambooshark), 2056 nucleotides. It is a transcript of the gene tmem121b, whose product is annotated as transmembrane protein 121B. NCBI's taxonomy places the organism in Eukaryota, Metazoa, Chordata, Chondrichthyes, Orectolobiformes, Hemiscylliidae. The record is from RefSeq and is a predicted model, not a curated record.
UUGUUGGGCCGAAGGGCUUGUUUCCACACUGUAAUGUAAUGUAAUCUAAUAAGGAGCAUUGUAACAUAAACGCGAAGGUAAACAUAUCAAUGUAUUUAAGGUUUUCCCGAAAGUACCUUCUCUUUGUAUUAGUUGCAGAUUCCAAUGUAGGGUAUAUCAGUAAAACUGCCCGCAACUCGAUUUCAAAAGGUGGUUCAUCUCCACCUUCUCGGGGGCAAUUAGGAAUGGGGAUUAAAAAACUGAAUUUGUCAGGUACUCUCAAAGACUUUUUUUAAAAUUUAUAAAAAUGGCCUCGACAACUCAUUAUUAGGGAGAGCUUGGAGCGUAAGUAUCAAAAUGAUCAGUAAGAUUGCAGUGGUCAGAGAAACCUCACGGUUACUGGAAACAAGUCAUCCUCCGGAGUUCGGAGAUAAUCUCAUUACCGAAAGACUCCGCUUACCACCGGUCUCCGGCUGUUUGCUCGAUUCUCUCCCCCCCAAUCCCGUUCCCUUUGUGUCCCUGCCCCUGACUGGGUGAAGCAGGGGCAGUCCCUUCCCUGGAAAUCCAGCCCUUUCCUUGCGAUCCGCCCGCCUCAGCCUGAGCUGCACCGAGCCGCCGUGGACUGGAGGCUUUCGACGGGAGACAAUGAGCGCGGCGCCCGGCAACGAGAGCUCUCGGUCGGCCGCCCUAGCACCGAGCGGAGCCGAGGGAAACCUCCGGGCGAGAGACAGCGAUUCUCUGUUCAUCAGGAACAGCUCCUUCAGGAGGAACUCCCAGACAUCGACGGCGAGUCUGAGCCGGGAGAUCGGCGCCGCUUCCAACAUCAAAGCCCCUCGUCCGGCGUUCAUCAUCACUUCAGGAGAAUUUCUGCAGCACAGCUCAGACUGUACCAGCAGCCCUGGGCCACACUCCACCACCAGGACCCUCUUCUACAAAGGCCUCUGCCUCCUCCUGCUGCUGUGCCAAGGGGGGCUCUUGGAUUUCUACCUGAUCAUUUUCACCGACCUGUACUGGUGCUCCUGGAUAGCCACCGACCUGGUGGUGAUGGUGGGCUGGCUCAUCUUCUUCAUCAAGCACUCCAGGCGGAGAGGAGACGCCGCCAAAGCGGCCCCAGACAGCGGCCAGUUCGCCUUCUCCUACCUGGCCUGGCUCAUCUAUGUCAUCGCCUGCACGCCCAAAAUCGUGCUGAUCCUGGAGACCUCCAUCCUCGACUUGAUUGAGUUGAAGGUUCCUCUGGGUACCACCGGCUUUAAGAUGGUGGUCCUGUCGUCCGUGCCCUUGCUGUACACCCUCAUCAACUCGGUGACUGAGGAGCUGAGCUGCCACAGCAGCCACCGAGCGCAGCAUUAUUACAGCCGGACGUGCCUGGAUCUCCUGGACAGCUUCACUCUCAUGGAGCUGGUGCUGGCCGGCCAUAUCCCCAGUGUUUACCUCAAGUACACGGUCACCGCCGUCUACUUCGUCGCGUUUUUCAUCCCGGUUCUCUGGCUCUACGAACUCAACUCGUUGCAGCUGCACUACAAGUGUGUGGUUUUUCGCUUCCUGUCCAGUUCCGCGGUCAAUGCCCCUCUCUUGGUGGUCAGGUGCUUUCUGGUCUUUAUUUAUGACCAGCAGGUCUCGGUGUUCCUUUUGAAGAAUGUCUUUUGGUUGUGUUGUGAUUGUGCCGAGGUGCUGGAGAGAUGUUGCAGCGUGAGACGUGUCCGUAAGUACUCGAGCCCUCCUGUGCAGUUUACACAUUGCAUUUCGGAGAAUGAGAUGUGUGCACAUGGCUACGUGAACACCUUGGCAGUGACAGCUCAGUCCUAGCAGCAGUUGCAGCUGACCUUUCAAUCCAAUUUGUAGGGAUUUAUUGUGACAUUUUAUUCUUUGUGAACUCUUUUGUACCGGUACUUGAGGAUGCUUUUUAAGUGUUUGUGUAUCAAUUCGUAUUGGUGCUAGUAUGCGAUUUCUGCACAACGACUUGGGUAUGAGAAAGCUAUUUUUCUGGACCAGCUGUGCAUUAUUAGAGUGGUGCUGGAAAAGCACAGCAGGUCUGUGCUUCAUCAGGAAUCACCCCUGAUUCCUGAUGCAAGGCUCC